AUGGCUUCGGAAUCACCCCAGUUCCAGACGACUCCACCGCAGACCGGGCCUGGCGACCAGGAUGCUUCCUCAACGGCCGAUACAGCCAAGAGGAAGGCGGAACAAAGCAACGGAACGCACACGCGCGCAAAGCGGAAUCGCUACAUAUCCAUCGCAUGCAAUGAGUGCAAACGCCGCAAGAUCAAGUGCAAUGGGCAAGUCCCAUGUCAACGAUGUGGCCAUCUCAAUUUGGAAUGCCGAUAUGCGCCAAACUGUUGUAACAACAACUUUAAAGAAUCCGAGGAAUUCCGGUCGAUGACCUCGCAGUUAACUACACUCCAAGAGCAAGUUAAUAGUCUGUUCACAAAUCUCAAUGAGCUCAGGGCGCAAAAGCCGGCAUUUGAGUCUCCCCCAUUCGACCAUCUCUCGCGGGAUGGCUCACAGUCUGUCUUCACUCCCAUGCCCGGGAGCAUGCCAAAGGCACGAUCCCGGCAUCCGCGGUUCCAUGGACCCACCAGCUCGGCCUUCAACUUCGAUGUUGCCAAGACGAGUCUCCAGAGUAUGGGCAUCAACCCGGCCGAGGAUGGCAUCGCCGAUGACCUGACGACGGCACAUGUCACACCCAUUGGUUCUCCGCCUUCGCAUAUCGGUCCUAUUGUCCCAACGAUACACCCUACCAAGGAUCCGAUCUGGAUAAUUCGCCGCGAUGAGGCAGUUCGAUUAUGCAAAGUUUACGAAGAAGAGAUCGGGAUCAUGUACCCGGUAGUGGAUAUUACUACAGUCACUGCGCAAGCUAAUUUACUCUACACGUUCAUGGAAGCUGCUACGCGGACUGGAUUUGCGCAACGCGGUCUUCCAGGUGCCGACAGUCUUCAUGACGAUAGCACGAUUAUUUUGAAGCUCAUUCUUGCAACCACGCUGGUCGUGGAGGCUGGGGGUCAGAGUGACCUCGGUCAACGUCUUUAUCUAUCUGUCAAGCCGGUUAUUGAAGCGAAGCUUUGGGAGCCUCAUGAUAUUAAGACCAUUCAGUUGUUUGCAAUCGUGGCAACUUACCACUUCCAUACCGAUGACGAUGCUAUGGCAUACCGAUUGAUUGGUCUCGCUGCCCGAAUGUGCUUGGAAAUGGGUCUUCAUCGGCGGGAUGCUCUGAUGAAAUCCUUCCCGAACGAAGAUCAGUGGAAUGAAAUUACAAGACUCUUUUGGACUGUCUAUAGCUUGGACCGGCGAUGGAGUUUGGGCACAGGGUUACCGUUUGUCAUCCAAGAUGAGGACGUUGAUCCGAACUUACCAGAGCCAGACACAUCCCUUCCUUAUCUCCGAUGCAUGAUAUCAUAUAACCGCAUUAGCUCCAAGAUUUGGUACUCAGGUCUAGGUUCUGAAGGCACAACAGACAUUCGACGUGACGAAAUCGGAUACCUGGACUAUCAAGUCCUACAAUGGUACAAACAAGUGCCAGACGAACUCAAGUUCUACCCCGUGGAAUCUCCCAAGACUGGCGAGACUGCAAGCCGCGGUAUGAGACGUCUCCGAGUCCUGCUGUAUCUGCGCAUGAAUCAGCUGCGAAUUCUUAUCUACCGCCCGGUGCUCCAUUCCGCGGCAAGCAUCAUGGAAGAUCGCGGCCAUGCGCAGACGGUGGUGGAUGUUGCCAAGGAUACCGUCCGAGUCCUGACUCGACUCAACCAAAUGUCCGAUAUCUACCGCACACAGCAGAUUACCUUCAACUAUUUCCUGGUUGCAGCACUGGCAGUCCUCUUCCUCGCCGUGUGCCAUGCACCCAACGACUUCAACCGACAAGUGCGCGACGAGUUUUACAUGGCAUUAGACUUGAUCAACGGGUUUAGCACCAAGUCCUACGUAUCCAAAAGACUAUGGAAAACCAUCAAGGGUCUUCGCAAGAUUGGCGAAAAAUUAGGCGUCCUGGCUCGUCCAUUCGGCUCCGACGGGAACGAUCCUCACUCCACCGCCGCCGUGGCCAUGGCCGGUCUCGCGGGCCAUUCCAUCGAAGACUUGUCCAUGUAUGGGCAGAUGAACGGGGCCAAUGAGUUGGGGAAUAGUCCUUUGAAUGGUCUUCAGAUGAGUCACGAACUGACGAAUUUGUUUGAGGCUGUGGGAGCCUUUGGUAACUUUAUGCCUGGGAGCAGUGGUGCCAAUGAUAUGAAUGGGUUUGUUGGUGCGGAUGGGGAAAUUCAGAAUACUGGAGAGGGAUUGUCUGGGAUUCUGGGAGGGGAGGAAGAAUUUUCUCGAGUUAUUCGUGAUUUAUUCUGA
Molecule: messenger RNA, 2244 nt
Organism: Penicillium subrubescens
Lineage: Eukaryota; Fungi; Ascomycota; Eurotiomycetes; Eurotiales; Aspergillaceae
Product: transcription factor domain-containing protein
Exons: 6
Coding region: 1-2244 (747 amino acids)
Biological process (GO): DNA-templated transcription; positive regulation of transcription from RNA polymerase II promoter by galactose
Cellular component (GO): nucleus
Molecular function (GO): RNA polymerase II cis-regulatory region sequence-specific DNA binding; zinc ion binding; DNA-binding transcription factor activity, RNA polymerase II-specific
Source: RefSeq, a predicted model, not a curated record